Molecule: messenger RNA, 2772 nt
Organism: Harmonia axyridis
Lineage: Eukaryota; Metazoa; Arthropoda; Insecta; Coleoptera; Coccinellidae
Product: ATP-dependent 6-phosphofructokinase
Exons: 16
Coding region: 182-2506 (774 amino acids)
Biological process (GO): fructose 6-phosphate metabolic process; fructose 1,6-bisphosphate metabolic process; canonical glycolysis
Cellular component (GO): 6-phosphofructokinase complex; cytoplasm
Molecular function (GO): 6-phosphofructokinase activity; fructose-6-phosphate binding; ATP binding
Source: RefSeq, a predicted model, not a curated record
AUCAAAAUCAGUGUACUGCUUGAAAGUCACCUUGACUUGAACAAUUUGAUUUGAUUCAAUAACACUUAUGAAACUUAUCGGUAAAUAGAUGAAUUUGUUUACAUUCAAGGAAAUUUAAAUUCAUGUGACAUAUUGAAGCUUCAUUUCCUUUUUAAAACGGGGUUUCUCGAAUUGUGCAAAAAUGACAGGACACAAAUUUAUUCAGAGAGGGGCCUAUAAAGGAAAAGGUAUUGCUGUUUUUACUAGUGGAGGUGAUUCCCAGGGUAUGAAUGCUGCUGUUCGAGCAGUAGUCAGAACAGGAAUUUAUUUAGGAUGUAAAGUAUUUUUCAUACGGGAAGGAUAUCAAGGAAUGGUUGAUGGAGGAGAUAACAUUAUUGAAGCAGACUGGUCUGCUGUCAGUAGUAUUAUACAUAUGGGAGGUACAGUAAUUGGUUCUGCAAGAUGCAUGGACUUCAAGGAACGUUGGGGUCGUUUGCAAGCAGCAGAAAACUUGGUAAAGAGAGGUAUUACCAAUAUAGUUGCUAUAGGUGGAGAUGGUACAUUAACUGGUGCUGAUACUUUUAGAGCUGAGUAUACUGAUCUCUUGAAUGAACUGGAAUCUACUGGAAGAAUAACAAAAGAAGAAAGGGAAAAAUAUAAAUUUCUCAAUGUUUGCGGUUUAGUGGGAUCCAUAGAUAAUGAUUUUUGUGGCACGGAUAUGACAAUUGGCACUGCUAGUGCACUUCGUAGAAUUAUUGAAGCCCUAGAUGCAAUUUCAAGCACUGCAUACUCUCAUCAAAGAACAUUUAUUAUGGAAGUUAUGGGAAGAAAUUGUGGGUAUUUAGCAAUUGUUUCUGGGUUGUCCUCAGAGGCUGACUUCAUAUUCAUUCCUGAACAUCCCCCUCCCUUACACUGGCCUGAAAUACUUUGUAAAAAACUCAAUGAGGAGAGAGAAAUGGGCAAACGUUUGAAUAUCAUAAUUUUGGCAGAAGGUGCUAUUGAUGUAGAAGGUCAACCUAUUACUGCUGAGCAAAUCAAAAAAGUUGUGGUAGAUAACUUACAUCAAGAUACUAGAAUCACUAUUUUAGGUCAUGUACAGAGAGGUGGAAACUCUGUAGCUUUCGAUAGAGUUUUGGGAUCUCGAAUGGGUGCUGAGGCUGUGAUGGCUCUAAUGGAAGCUGAAGAAGGGGCGACUCCUUGUUUGAUAUCUUUGGAAGGCAAUCAAGCAAUAAGGCUGCCACUCAUGGAAUGUGUCAAACAAACAAAAGCAGUUGCUCAAGCUAUGAAAGCUAAAGAAUGGGACAAAGCAAUAGAACUUAGAGGUAGAUCAUUUUCAAGGAAUUUGGAGACAUAUAAGAUGUUGACUCGUUUAAAGCCAGUGGUGGAUCCUAAUAUGAAACCAGUAACUGUGGCUGUUAUGCAUGUAGGAGCCCCAGCAUGUGGCAUGAAUGCUGCAGUGAGAUCAUUUGUUCGAAAUGUUGCUUGGUAUUCGGGUAAUGUUCUAGGCAUUCAAAAUGGAAUUGAAGGUCUCAUAGAGGGAAACUAUAAGAAACUUUCUUGGAGAGACGUGACUGGUUGGGUUUCUGUAGGUGGUUGUUUCUUAGGAACAAAAAGAACUUUACCUGGAGACCAAUUACCUGAAAUUUCAGCAAAAAUAAAAGAGUUAAAUAUUCAAGGACUUUUAAUUAUAGGAGGUUUCGAGGCGUUUCAAACAUGCCUGCAGCUUUUUGAAGGAAGACCUAAGCAUCCCGAACUUAUGAUACCAAUGGUUGUUAUUCCAAGUACCAUAAGUAACAAUGUACCUGGAACAGAGCUCUCAAUUGGUUGUGACACUGCAUUGAAUGAAAUAACAGAAAUUUGUGACAGAAUAAGAUUAUCAGCGCAGGGCACUAAGAGAAGAGUAUUCAUUGUUGAAGUAAUGGGUGGACAUUGCGGUUAUCUAGCAACACUAGCAGGACUUGCUGGUGGUGCUGAUGCUACCUACAUUCAUGAGGAAACAUUUAAUGUUCAGGAUUUACAGCAGGACUGUUAUCAGUUAGCUGUAAAAAUGGCGGAAGGAGUACAAAGAGGUUUAGUUUUGCGUAAUGAAAAGGCAUCGUCAAACUAUUCUACUGAUUUCAUUCAUCGUCUCUACUCAGAGGAAGGCAAAGGAGUAUUCAGCACUAGGAUGAAUGUUUUGGGCCAUAUGCAACAAGGCAGCACCCCAACACCAUUUGACAGGACUUUUGCAACAAAAAUGGCUGCUAAAGCAUCAGAUUUCCUCUUAAAGCAUAUCAACAAUCCUAGCACAUGUGCCAGUAAUAAGGCUAACUUUCAACCACAUACCGCCUGUCUUUUGGGAAUGUUGAAACGGCAAUAUCAAUUUUCACCAAUCAUUGAGCUGAAGAGUCAGAGCAACUUCGAGCUGAGGUUACCGAAGGAACAAUGGUGGUUGAGUUUGAGACCUUUGCUUCGUAUUCUUGCCAAGCAUGAGAGUGCCUACGAAGAAGAGGGCAUAUAUAUGACUGUUGAGGAUCGUAAACUAUGAUCUUUCCAGUAACAUGGUAUUAGUAUAUACAUAUUAGAGAAUUGUGAUUCAAUAUUCAGAGAUAUUGUCUAUUUAAUUCAAACUAUCUACAAAUUAUUAUUUAUUAGCUGGAAUGUGAUCAUAUUUCCUAUUGGUAUUUGAAAUUACUUAAAAUUAUGAUUUAUAAUUUUUUGAUAUACUCUCUUUCGAUUUCUAUAAUUUGAUUGAGGCUAAAAAUGAUAGUCAUGAUUUAUUUAUUACGAAUAAAUAGCUUUUUUAAAUUGUAA